AUGUCAGAUGGACUGGGAGAGGAAUUUCGAUGCUACGAGGAAGUGGCGGGAGAUAUACGCAAGAAGAUACAAGAAGCAGGAAGGGGAAGGAUACCCGUUUGUGUUCAAGGCCGAUUGUUGUACGAGUGGGAGCAAGACUUAACAGACGUUCAUCUCUUCCUUCUUCCUCCACCACAAACAAAAGCAAAGAGCAUCAGUGUAAAAAUUACUCCAACUAGACUUUCGGUCGGGCUUUUGGGGAAACCUGCGCUUUUUGACGAAGACCUAUUCUCCACCGUUGAUACUUCUGCUUCCUUUUGGAUGUUGGAAGAUGGGGAGCUGCAUAUACAGCUAGGGAAAAUGCGCAAAGGUGAAAUCUGGAAAUCCGCGAUGAGGGGUCAUGGCGUUCUUAACCCCCUGGCGACUGAGGAGGUUCAGAAGAAAUUAAUGCUUGAAAGGUUUGGUGAAGAACAUCCAGGCUUUGAUUUCUCAAACGCGACCUUCUCUGGCGCUGCACCAGACCCAAGGAGCUUCAUGGGGGGAAUUUCUUACAAAUAA
Messenger RNA from Cyclospora cayetanensis, 537 nucleotides. RefSeq names its product nudC domain-containing protein 2-like. The record is from RefSeq and is a predicted model, not a curated record. Gene Ontology annotation, biological process: protein folding. Lineage: Eukaryota; Apicomplexa; Conoidasida; Eucoccidiorida; Eimeriidae. Gene Ontology annotation, cellular component: cytoplasm. The coding region runs from base 1 to 537 and encodes 178 amino acids. The transcript is spliced from 7 exons.